Messenger RNA from Selaginella moellendorffii, 2238 nucleotides. RefSeq names its product pentatricopeptide repeat-containing protein At4g02750-like. The record is from RefSeq and is a predicted model, not a curated record. Gene Ontology annotation, biological process: RNA modification. NCBI's taxonomy places the organism in Eukaryota, Viridiplantae, Streptophyta, Lycopodiopsida, Selaginellales, Selaginellaceae. Gene Ontology annotation, molecular function: protein binding; RNA binding. Bases 1 to 2238 code for a protein of 745 amino acids. The transcript has a single exon.
AUGCCCGACGCAGUGGCUGAUCUUGCCACUCGCCUCCGAUGUUGCUCCUGCAUUGUGGCCGGAGAGCAAAUCCACAGGGAGAUCAAAGCAUCCGCUCUCGAGCACAACAGGUACCUUGCAAACUUGCUCGUCCAAAUGUAUGGCAAGCUUGAUAGAUUGGGCGAAGCACGCGCUGUCUUUGAUAGCAUCCACGCUCCCGAUGCCUUCUCUUGGAGUAUUAUGAUCGCGUGCUACACGAAAGGCGGCGAGAUCGAAGCUGCGAGGCGCCUUUUUGAUGCUGCUGGGACUGAUCCGGGGGUCGUGUCAUGGAACACCAUGAUCACGGCAUAUGCCCGAAUUGGGGAUCUCAGCGAGGCCAAGAAGCUUUUCCAGAAAAUGCCGAAUCCCAAUGCUGUUACGUGGACGGCGAUCCUCACAGCAGUUGCGGAGAACAGCUCGCUCCAGGAAACGCGAGAACUUUUUGAUGCAAUGCCAGAGAGAAAUCUUUCAUCGUGGAACGUAAUGCUUAAUGCAUAUGCCCGAACUGGGCACUUGGGAGAAUCUGAAAACUUGUUCUGCACUUGCCCUGAGAGAAACAUUCGGACUUGGAACGCUUUACUGCAUGCAUGCGUCCAAAACGGAAAUGUUCUUGAUGCCCAAGACGUGUUCUCACGGAUGCCCGAGAGAGAUGCUGUGUCGUGGACGGAUAUGCUCAUGGCGUAUGCCACCUUUGGGCAUACUGAAGAUGCCAAGAAUUUGUUUAGACAGAUGCCAGAGAAAAACACUGUCGCGUGGAACAUUAUGGUAAACGCAUUAUUCCAAGGUGGUUGUUCGAACGAGGCUAAGGAAUAUUUCGACAAGGCUCCGAAUCCAAAUGUAGUGACCUGGAACUCUAUGAUCCUUGCGUAUAUCCGUUCUGGAUAUAUAGCGGAGGCGAGGCGGCUCUUUGAUUCGAUGCCAAUGCGAGAUUUGAUAACUUGGAAUUCAAUGAUCCAAGCAUAUGCCGAUGCCUUAGAUUCCCACAGUGCCGAUGCUCUCUUUGAUCGAUCUCCACAACACAAUGUGGUGUCGCGGACCACAAUGUUGGUCAUGUAUGCCGAGGUUGGGCAUCUGGAAGAUGCCAAACGAAUCUUCGACACGAUGCCAAGCAAGAACAUUGUGUCGUGGACGGCGCUGCUGCAGGCAUAUGCCGAGGCUGGGAAUCUCGACGAUGCCGAGAGGAUAUUUCACCGGAUGCCCGAGUGGAAUAGCGUGACGUGGAAUGCGAUGGUUGGUGGAUAUGGCGUUGCUGGAAAUGUAAAUAAAGCGGAAUCCAUGUUUAGCGAGAUGCCGGAGAGUGACGUGUUGUCGUGGAACGUUAUGCUGGAGGUAUAUACCAGCAAUGGGCAUCUUGGAGACGCAAAGGCACUGUUUGAUAGAAUGCCGUGUUGGACUCAAACAUCGUGGAAUAUUCUGCUAGCGGCAUACGCGGAGGGGUCUUUGCUAGAGGAGAUGCUCUGGUUGCUCGACUCCAUGCCUGGGAGAAACGUUGCCAGCUGGACGAUUGCGAUUGCGACACUUGGCGCGAAUGGGCAUCUGUGUGAGGCGGAGAGAAUCUUCGGUUUGAUGCCAGAGCACGACCUCGUGUGCUGUACGGCGAUGCUCACGGUAUUGGUACACCACAGGAAGUGUUACAAAGCAAAGCUCUUUUUUGAAAAGAUUCCAGAGCGCAGCCAGGUAUCUUGGAACACGAUGCUGGAAGCAUAUGCCCUGUCGCGGGAUAUCCAUGGCGCGAGAAUCUUUUUCGAACGCAUGGAGGCGCGGGAGGCGGUGGCGUGGGGCAGUGUGAUUGGAUCGUACGCAAACGCUGGCCUCAUGGAAUCCGCCAUGACACUCUUCCGUACCAUGGCCAUGGAGGCUCUAGCUCCCGACGAGAUUAUCUUCCUCAGCGUUCUCUCGGCUUGCAAUCACGCCGGAUCGCUAGAACAGGGCUUGCGCUGCUUCAUGUCGAUGAUCGCAGACUAUGGAUCGGCGCCACGGAGGGAGCACUACACUUGCUUGAUCGAUCUUCUCGGCCGGGCGGGGGAAUUACUCGAUGCGGAAGAGAUCAUUAGCAAGAUGCCAUUCAAGCCGGAUGCCACGGCCUGGGGGUCGCUGCUGAGCUCCUGCGCAGGGGUGAGAGAGAUCGAUCGAGGGACGAGGAAAGCCAGGGCGGCAUUCCAAUCCAGUGAUAGCUCCAGCCCCUAUAUUUCCCUCGCUAAUAUGCGCUCCAGAAAUUAG